Molecule: messenger RNA, 4115 nt
Organism: Cataglyphis hispanica
Lineage: Eukaryota; Metazoa; Arthropoda; Insecta; Hymenoptera; Formicidae
Gene: AMPdeam
Product: AMP deaminase 2
Exons: 14
Coding region: 616-3072 (818 amino acids)
Biological process (GO): AMP metabolic process; IMP salvage
Cellular component (GO): cytosol
Molecular function (GO): AMP deaminase activity
Source: RefSeq, a predicted model, not a curated record
GGUGACAGAGUCCGGGCGGUUCUCCAAUACAUCGAGUAUAGGGGAUCUCGCGCGUUCGGAAUCAAAUUAUCGCGACAUUUAUCUCGCGAUAAAACAUCUGCUUCGUCUCGACAGAUUAAUCGAAUUAUUCGAAUUUAUCGGGACGCGACGACGAUCAGUGUGAAUGUAACGCUAUAUCGCCCAUGCUGUCGCGCGCGCGCGCUACCUCUCGCGAUCCCACUCGCCUCCCAUCGCGUCCGUUACAGCCAGCUGUUCAUCCGGAGUCGCGCGCGCGACGCAUCCUCCUUCGUUCGCAGAUAGAAAUAAGUGAAACGUAAGUGUGACGGACGUCAUUCAAACGACGUAAUAAUCUCGCGAAUCCGAGACAAGUAACGACGGUCGAUAACGAACGCGAGUCAAUUUCGAAUUUACACGCGUACGGCGAAUUAUUAGCGUAUCGAUCGGAUCGGUUGGCACGUCCCACAUGUGCUCGUUCUUUCGCAAAAGUCGCUAAUGGCGUAAUGAUGGACAUUUCAUUCAUGUGAGCGAGAAAAGUGCGUGUUUAUUCUAUAUAUAUAUACACGAGUCUAUUUAAAUCUACAUUUGUUUAUCGCCGUACAUUAUAUAUACCGAAUUAUGGAAGACGUGAUGGCUGUAAAUGGAGUGAAGGAGGUGAACGGUGCUGCAGACAGGAUCUACUACGAAUUGGACGGCGAAGGCGACGCCGAUAGCUCGACAACUCCAAGUCACAACGUGGAUCAUCGUGAUCGUAGCGAAAGCCCAGUUUUCGGCAUCGAAGGUGGCGGAACUGGCACUGGGGGUGGCAGUAGCUUGAGACUUGCAUCUGAGCUACCGAAUGAAAUUUCAGCGCCCUACGAAGUACCGCAAUUCCCAAUCGAGCAGAUCGAGAAGAAGCUUCUAAUUCAACGACAACUGACCGUCAAGAGCGAUCAAUCCAACACGUGGCACCGAUCACGUAACAUGUUCGCAGACGCGAACGAAUCAAAACGAUGGACGAGAGAUAAUAGGAUUCUCCUAAGAGCUGCGAAGGAUCUUGAGGAACGUCGCAGUCAUUACGAACCAUCGCUCCAUCCAGGAGUUCCCGAUGACAACGAUUAUAGUUUCAAAAUCGAAGAAAAUGACUUUGUGCCUCACUUCCAACGAGUUUCCAUAUCCGGCGAGGACACUUCCGGAGUACCUCUGGAAGACCUUCAAAGGGCGUCAAAAAUGCUGGUACAGGCAUUAGCGAUACGCGAGAAAUACAUGAACAACUCCAAGCAGACCUUCCCCUCCAUUACGUCUAGAUUCUUACGUAGUGUCGACAAAAGACCAGUCACCAUGGAUGAUGAAGUCCACCAUGAUGAUCGAAUGGCCAUUAAAGAUCAUCCAGUACACGCGCCCGCGUCUCGGGGCGAUCCAUGGGAUUGCGAGUUUCCACCAGCGAAGAAUUACAAGAUUUUUCCGGUCAACGGCGUGUUCAAUAUGUUUGCUAACGACGAGGACCUGGCCAAUGGCAAGCCACUUCCGUAUUCGUAUCCGGAUUUGGCGACCUUCGUCCAAGAAAUGAAUCUUCUGUGUGCCAUGAUAGCUGAUGGACCCCUAAAAUCCUUCUGCUACCGAAGACUUAGUUAUCUUUCUUCCAAGUAUCAGUUACACGUACUGUUGAACGAGCUCAGAGAGCUAGCGAGUCAGAAGGCGGUGCCACAUAGAGACUUCUACAAUAUUAGAAAGGUUGAUACUCACAUACAUGCAGCCUCAUGCAUGAAUCAAAAGCACCUGCUUAGAUUUAUCAAGAAAACAUUGAAGAACCAUGCAGAUGAAGUGGUCACUUGUUCCAAAAAUGGGGAGACCAUGACACUUCGUGAAGUUUUUCAGUCUAUGAACCUGACGACCUACGACCUAAGCGUCGACAUGUUGGAUGUACACGCAGACAGAAAUACAUUUCACAGAUUCGACAAGUUUAACGCAAAGUACAAUCCAAUCGGCGAGAGCCGUCUGCGUGAAGUUUUCUUGAAAACGGACAAUUAUCUGAACGGUACGUACUUUGCGAGAAUAAUCAAAGAAGUCGCAAGCGAUCUUGAAGAGUCCAAGUAUCAGAAUGCAGAACUGCGCCUUUCGAUCUACGGUAAGAGUCCAGAGGAAUGGGACAAGCUAGCCAAAUGGGCGAUUCAAAGUGAUGUCUACUCGGACAACGUGCGCUGGCUUAUACAGAUUCCUAGAUUAUACGAUAUCUUCAAGUUAAACAAGCUUAUGACGAACUUUCAAGAGAUCAUCAACAACAUUUUUCUGCCGCUCUUCGAAGUGACCAACGAUCCCCAUUCUCAUCCGGAGCUACAUAAAUUUUUACAAUAUGUAAUAGGUUUUGAUUCUGUAGACGAUGAAAGUAAGCCGGAAAAUCCUCUUUUUGACAAAGAUGUUUGUCAACCUGUGGAAUGGGAUGACGUAGAAAAUCCUCCAUAUGGAUAUUAUCAAUAUUACACUUACGCGAAUAUGACAGUCCUCAAUCAUUUUAGAGCAGAGCAAGGCUUGAAUACGUUCGUUCUGAGACCUCAUUGUGGUGAAGCCGGGCCCGUUCAGCAUUUAGUGUGCGGCUAUAUGAUGGCGGAAAAUAUUUCACACGGUCUGCUGCUUAGAAAAGUUCCCGUUCUCCAAUAUUUGUAUUACCUAGCGCAAAUCGGCAUUGCGAUGUCACCCCUCAGUAACAAUUCACUUUUCCUAAACUAUCAUCGUAAUCCGCUUCCAGAAUAUCUUGCUAGAGGACUAUGUGUAAGCUUAUCCACAGACGAUCCUCUUCAGUUUCAUUUUACCAAGGAACCUCUGAUGGAAGAAUAUAGUAUUGCUGCACAAGUGUGGAAACUUAGUUCGUGCGACAUGUGCGAGCUGGCACGCAAUUCUGUUCUCAUGAGCGGUUUCCCACAUAAAAGUAAACAGUACUGGUUGGGUCCUAACUAUACGAAAGAAGGAGUUGCUGGUAAUGAUAUCACGCGAACCAAUGUACCGGAUAUACGGGUAGCUUAUCGAUAUGAGACGUUGGUCGAUGAAUUAUCUAAUAUCUUCAAAGUUGUAGAAAAACCCGAAUCCCUUCCAUUUUAAUAAGAUUAUUUGAGGUAUGUCAGAAUGAAUCGAUUAAUUAUCGCACGAUGGCAUUCAAUUUAUAGAAUGCAAAUUAUAAGAAUUAUUCGAACGAUUUAUCCUCGCAAUUCUUAAUCUUGUACAUCGAUCAGAGAAUAAUCUUGCAAGUUUUUCCAACGAAUUAUUUUUUUAAGGGUAUAUAACUUUUCUUUUGAUGUGUAUCAUAUUAUUUCCAUGAAAUGAAUAAUAUCAUUCGAAUUUGUACUUUAUAAACAAAGUAUAAUCUCAAAUAAUUUUAAAUGUAUCUUUUAUUGUGGUCAUACAAAUCUCUCAUAUGAAAGCAUGCUUAAGAUUGUGAUGUAUGCCACAUAAUGUAAAGGAAUAUAAAAUUAGUGAUUAUUUAGCAGGUAACUGUGAUCUAGCUAAUUGUUACAAUUCAGUGAUAAAUUGUAAAUUUAGUAAAGUUUUGAAACUAAAAUUUACAUUGAUAAUGAGAUAAAUAGUGCGUGAAUCACUGUUGUACGUCUUAUAAUUUUUUUUUUUUUUAUAGAAACUUUAAUCGUAAGGAUAAAAAUUAAUCAGAAAUUAUAUAUACAUUGACCAAUUUAAUAAUAGUUGUUAGAUGAUAUUUCUUCUAUUGUUUUUGCAACAUUAAUAACAUUAUCAUAUGUAUUGUAAUAAGUUAGAGUUGAGUAUAUUAUAUGUUCGUUUAUCUUGCAAUUAGUAUUUUAAGCAUCCCGCAAUGGACUAAAUCCAUUUUUCUUAUCUUAGCUGUAUUCGAUAAUAGCAGUACUCUUUCUUGGAUUUUAGCUUUAUUUUCUUACAUUUUUGUACAUUUAUAUCGUAAAACCGUAUAACAUUGUUUCGACGAGUAUUUAGACAGCUGACUCGUAUAUGGAUAGUUAACUCGUGCCAUUGUAUAUACUCUAUAAUAUCAUCCCCUUUUCACAAAUAGAUAGUGUAAAUAAAAAUUUAGUUUAAUCAGAUGUAACAGAUAUUUUUUUUUUACUAACUAUCUAUGUAAUGUGCCAAGAAGCAAGUAUAAAAACCUCUGUCUUCUUUUA